Messenger RNA from Plasmodium fragile, 1068 nucleotides. RefSeq lists its product as uncharacterized. Gene Ontology annotation, cellular component: cell surface; plasma membrane. The coding region runs from base 1 to 1068 and encodes 355 amino acids. The transcript has a single exon. Lineage: Eukaryota; Apicomplexa; Aconoidasida; Haemosporida; Plasmodiidae. Gene Ontology annotation, biological process: symbiont entry into host. The record is from RefSeq and is a predicted model, not a curated record.
AUGACGCAUGCGAAGGGAAUUGCGCGGGCCCUGCUGUUGGCCACGCUGCUACUAACAUGGAUGCAAGUGGGCAUGUCCAAGCACCACGUCGAUCUGUCCAGUUCAAACAAAUCAGUCUUCCUCUUGAAUGUAGUCCCAGGAGACACAGUGGUAUACACAUGUCCAUAUAGCCUUAACAAAGAAAUGAAAAAUAUGUGUGCACGCGAGAGAGAAUAUUUUGAGCAAAAGCUUUUCUGUUUUGAUCAUGUAAUUAUUAAUAGAAACGUCUUCCACUUAAGAGACUACGUGAGAGGAGCAUACAAUAUUGUAAGUAAAUACGUGAACAAUAUAUAUACAGCUGAAUUCACAGUGCCCCCUUUUGUACUAAUGAAUCGCCAUUUCGAAUGCUACUGUUACAUGGAGGAUGGAAACGAAGUUGUUAAAAAGACACUGAAGGUACACAUCUCUAAGGGUGUCGUUAAGAAAAUCCCUGGGUGUGACUUCAAUGAUGAGUAUAGGGAAAGCACUGCCAUCACCACCUUCAGUAACAUGGAUCGUAAUACAGUGAAGGUAUGUGAUAGCUAUCCUAGAGGUGGGGAUACCAUCACUCUGUUGUGUCCUGUUAAUUACACUGUCCAACCAGAUGGAUGUUUCAAUCAAGUGUACGUCAAGAAGGACGAUAUAAAAAAUGAUAAAAAUAAGUUAGAGGAACGAUUCAAUAUUAGUAGGAAAUGGGAGAAAGACAAAUAUAAAGUAGUUGAUAUUGAGACUCUGUUUGGUCAAAAAUUGAAUAGCAUGGGGGAUGAAAUGACGAGGUUUGCAAAAAUUCCUGUUACAAAUGAAGAAAUCAGUUUUACCUGCACAUGUCAGGCAAAUGAUGCAUCCGAUACGCUCAUGAUGAAUGUAUAUAUAAAUGAGAGUUAUGACAAAUUUGUGCAGUCUAAUCAUGAUAAGGUGGAGUACUCGAAGCAUAACUUUUCUUCCACCACAGUUAGUCAUUACAAGGAGGAGCGCAGCGGCGCGUCCUUCUCUUCCUUUUUCGGUCAGGCGCUGCUUGGCGCACUGAUGCUGCUUUUGUUGGGCGCGUAG